Yamadazyma jaroonii is the source of this 3150-nucleotide messenger RNA. The record is from the annotation of a GenBank genome assembly. Lineage: Eukaryota; Fungi; Ascomycota; Pichiomycetes; Serinales; Debaryomycetaceae.
AUGCUGACCAUCGAUCAGAUAGAGAAUGAUAAACGCAAGAAUAAACCCGUCUGUACAUUCUGCAAAAGGAGGAAAAUUAAAUGUGAUAGAGGUGAUCCCUGUUCAUCAUGUGUAAGAUUCGAUAAUAAGAAUUGUUUUUAUUUAUCACCAGAACCAAGAAUUAAUAAGAAACGUGCACCAAAAAGUUCAAAACAAAAUUUAGAACAUGAAUUAGAAGUUUUAAAACUGAAAUUGGCGACUUUAGAGAAUACCGUACAACCUAAUAAUUUAUCAACGGAUAAAAUUUCAUUCAAAAAUCCUACAAACUUGGAUUUCUUACCACUUGAUGCUGCUGAUAAAGUUAGAGUAGGUAAUCCCAGUAAUUUAUUCAAUCAAGAAUUCGUUGAUAACAUCAGAAAUAAUUUGAAUGAUAUACAGAAAGUUCAUUUUGAUAACGAUUUUAAUCAAUUAAUGGCUUUAGUAGGUGAUGAUGCUGAAUUUAGUUUAUUUGAUUGUGAUCCACCUAUUGCUGAUCAUGGGCCGGUUUCAAGAAGAAAUUUCGGAAUUUUAGCUUGGAAAGCUAGUUUCGAUCGUGAUCCUUGUCUUAAAUUAAUUCUUAAAUACAUUAAACGUAGUCCUAAAAGAGAUCACUUAUUCAAGGUCAAAAAUGCUAAUGAUAAAUUUAAUUAUACUAAAUUCAGAUCAACAUUGAAUUCAAAUGCUGAACCAAUAAAAGAAGAGAAAGAUUCUGACAUUGAUGCUGAUAUGGAUUCUGGUUUCCGUUGUGACUUCACAAAUACUAUACCUGUAAAGAUUGAUCAACCAGUGUCCGAAGUUAAUCAUCCUCUUCCAGGUAUGAAUUCCCAAAAACUAGGUUUGAGAUUCGGUGAUGCUAGGAAUGAAAAACUCACUUUACUAUCAACCAUAGAAAAUAAUUUACCCAAUGAAACAAUUAUUUGGAACCAUAUCGAUAAAUUUUUUGAUAAAUUUUAUGGUUAUUUACCUAUUUUGGACGAAAUCGAAUUCAAAACUCAAAUUUCAAGACUUAUUGAUAGGAAAAUCCCCGAAGAUUCUGAUUAUUCCAUUCUUAGUAAAGAAAAAAUCAAAUUAUCUUUGAAUAAUAAAACAGAUUUUACUUAUCUUGGUAUACUAUUGAUCAUCUUAAGAUUGGGUUAUUUAUCCCUCAUACCUACAAUCAAUGCAAAUGCAAAUUACUUUGAUCAGUUAAGUGAAAUAGACAAAAUGUUAUAUGAAAAUACCAUUGAUAUGGAUAUUGUUUUCAUAUCACAUAAUUGUUUGAAUCAAUUCAACUUAUUUGGAUCAGUUAAUAUUCCCAUAUUACAAUUGGCAAUGGUUAUAAGGUUUUAUCAAAUUUAUGCUCCGGAAAAUGGAGAUGGUCCAGAUCAUGGAGAUGCCCAAGUUUUGAAUUCAACUUUAUUUCAAAUGGCAUAUUCUUUGGGUUUGAAUAGAGAUCCAUCAAGAGUUGAAUCGAUGAAAAAUGAAAAAUUCAAUAAUUUAUCAAGAAAAAUAUGGUAUUGUUUAUUGUUGUUGGAUUUAAAUCAUUCUCUUGAAUAUGGUGAUCCAUUAAAUGCCAAUAAAUUCACUUUCGAUACAAAAUUACCUUAUUACACCGAUGAGAAUUCAAAUUUAGUUAAUUCUAAUAGAGAAAUGUUCAUCAUCGAUUGUUUCCAAAUUUUAAAAGUUCUUUAUGAACCAGUAACUCAAUUUGUGAAUGAAAUUAUUGAUGUCAAUGGAACAAUUAAUAGUGUUCAAUUUUGUAAAAAAAUUCAUUAUUUGAAGUAUAAAGUGUUCUCGUUGAAUAGUGUUUUGAAUAAUAAGAAUACUUCAUUUGUAGCCAAUAUUGUUUCAAAAAAUAUCAAACAUAUUUAUAAAACUAAGAUUGAAUUACAAUUUGGCCAUUUCAUUUGUUCAUUAUUCUUUUCCCUUUUCAAUCAUUUCGAGGCUCGUAAACAAUAUGAUUUAGCUUUUUAUUAUUUACACAGAUUUUUAGAAAAAAUCUUGUUAAUAAUGUUCCCUGUUUACUUGGAAUUAUUCAGUUUACAAGGAUUAGAAAGUUCCAUAGAUUUCGUUUUAAUUCCAGGUAUUGAAACAAUGUUGCACAAGGGAUUGAUGUUCAUUGAAUCUUUAUUAAUAAGAAUCAAAAUUACUGUCAUAAAUUAUUGUUCCGAUCCAAAUCAUCCAACUUUAAUGGCUAAUGAUGAAAAUUAUAGUAAAAGAUUCAAAAAUUUCAGUAAGUUAUUCCUUUAUUUGGAUGAAGUUGCUAGUAAUUUCAUCUCUAUAGCCCAUGCUUUUAGUAAAAAAUAUUAUUAUGGUUGGUUAAUUGCUAGAAUGAAUCAAGUUUUCAUUGAUACUUUAAAAUCAAAAACUUUCAGGACCAAUAUUUACGUCGAGAAGAUGGAAUUCCCAUUGUUGGACGAUAAUUUUAAGGUUCAACAACUUGUAGGAAUUUUAGAACAAUGUCUUAUCAAAAAGAAGAAAUUUGAAAGUGAAUUGAAAGAUCUCGAUAAUGAUUUCCAUGCAGAAGUAGUAGAAGAUGACAUGAUGAAAGUCGAUGAUCAAAAUGUUUAUGGUAGUGAUACUGCUUAUUCAUCAAGCUCCAACACAAACUCAGAUCCUUCUACUGAUAAUGGUAAUAGUAGAUUUCAAUUUUCUCAUGCUGAUCUCGAGCCUUCAAAACUAGAUAAUCAAUCUGAAAAUAAAGAACCUUAUUGGUUUGAUAAUCCGCCUAUUGAUGUAGCUACAGAUUUGGACCAAAACUUCAUGUUUACCACUCCCGAUUCUGAUAUUUUUGAGACUACAUCAUCUACCAAGUCAAGGAGUAAUAAUAUUAGUAGUGUUUCGGAUGUUUCUAAUAAUGUUGAUACUCUUUGGUUGAAUUUGUUAUCGAGAAAAGGUAAACAAGAUGACUUGACUGAACUUAAUGAUGCGGGAUUUAAUACUGGAAAUGCAAAUGUUGAACAGUAUGAUAUGCAAGAUAAGGAUUUCAAUGGUGGUUCAGGAUUAACUCCACUUUUUAAUAUUGGAACACCAAAUUUCAAUAACCUUGACGUGGAACAAGUUGCUGAUAUCCGUACACCGAAUGGUUUCAAAGACAAUGAUUUUGUCACAUCCUUCGUAAUGGAUGAACUCUUCAAAGAUAUAAAUAAGUAA